AUUAAUGUACAAUUAAUGGAUAUUGAAAUAUGGAAACGUUUUUGUGAUGUUAAUAAUGAAAUGAUUGUGACAAAAGGUGGUCGUCGUAUGUUUCCAUUGAUUCGUUGUCAAAUUGAUGGUCUUGAACAUCGUGCAAUGUAUUCAAUUGUAUUGGAAUUUGUACAAAUCGGUACACAUCGUUGGAAAUAUCUAAAUGGUAAUUGGGUUGCAGGCGGUAAAUCGGAACCACCACCACAAAAUCUUCAAACAUUCUAUAUUCAUCCAGAUUCACCGAAUUUUGGUGCACAUUGGAUGAAAGAAGUUGUUAGUUUUACAAAAGUUAAAUUAACCAAUAAACCAACUACACAACAAGGACAGGUCGUACUAAAUUCAUUGCAUAAAUAUCAACCACGAAUUCAUAUUGUACGUAUUGAAUCAACGGGAAACAAUACCGGAUCAUCAUCAUCUGCUGCAACAACACCGACAUCAUCAUCAUCUACAUCGACAAAUCAUUUAGAUACAACAAAAACAUCAGCUGCAAUGAUAUCAUCAUCACCAAAAUUAACAAUGGAUGCAUUAUGUAAUCAAUGUUUAUCAUCAAUAUCGCCUGUUGUUAGUAGUAAUAGUAGUAGUAGUAAUAUAGAUGGUGGAAUAACAAUAACUGGAUCAAAUCUAUUAUCAUCAGAUAAUGGAGGUGAAAGAACAAAUAAUAACAACAACUCGAUAAUAAAUGAAGAUUGUAUUGAUUCAUUUUGUGGUGGUAAUAAAAUUGUUACCUAUACAUUUAAAGAGACACAAUUUAUAGCGGUUACUGCAUAUCAAAAUGAAGAUGUAACACAUUUAAAAAUUCGUUAUAAUCCAUUUGCAAAAGCAUUUCAAGAUAUACGUGAAAAACCAAGUAGCCAUCAUUAUUCUUCCAGUCAUCAUCAUCAUCAUCAUCAUCAUCAUCAUUCAAAUCUUCAUCAUUCAUCGACUGGAUCAACAUAUGAUCCACAUAUUCAUCAACAUCAACAUCAACAUUAUUCACCAACAUCACCAUUCUAUAAUCAGCAACAAAGAAUAAAUACCGGUGCAACAAAUUCAACCACAACAACAUCUACUACUACAACUACAAAUACAAUUGCUACAAAUAAAACAACAACAACAACAUUAUCAUCCAUUUCACCACCAUUAACAUCGACAUCAUCAUUAUCAUCAUCAUCAUCAACAGCAGCAGCAGCAGCAUCGGCAUCUGUUGCAGCAAUGGUAAUUGGUAAUGAUAAUCAAUCAUCGACUUCAUCAAUGCUUAGGGCAUGCAAUAAUAGUAUUAAUUUACAUGGCCAUGGUCAACAACAACAACAUACAACAACGAUUAAAACUGAAACAGAACAACAACAACAGGAACAAAUUGCCGGUGAUGAAACGUAA
Messenger RNA from Dermatophagoides farinae (American house dust mite), 1386 nucleotides. NCBI's taxonomy places the organism in Eukaryota, Metazoa, Arthropoda, Arachnida, Sarcoptiformes, Pyroglyphidae. The record is from RefSeq and is a predicted model, not a curated record.